Molecule: messenger RNA, 867 nt
Organism: Coffea arabica (coffee)
Lineage: Eukaryota; Viridiplantae; Streptophyta; Magnoliopsida; Gentianales; Rubiaceae
Source: RefSeq, a predicted model, not a curated record
AUGAACAUGCUUUUAAGAUUCAAGGGCUUGAAUGUUCUCAGAUUGUCUGGCGAUGAUGUCGAGUCUCUACGAGCUCCAUUGGCAAACUACUACAUUUGCGGCUGCUCGACAUUAAAUCUUCUAGAAUCAGAAUCAAGAGAGGGUCGUGGUAUCGAAGAGCUUGGGACCUUGAAAUAUCUGAAAGGAUUGUUGGAGAUAAGAAAUCUUGGACUAGUGAAGGGCAAAGAAGCAGCUAAACAAGCAAAAUUGUUCGAAAAGCCAGAUCUGUCUCGCUUGACAUUUGCAUGGGAGCUGCGACAUCUGGAAAGUGAUAACCGUGAUGAGGAUGUGUUGGAAGGACAACUACCAUCCCUCAAACGUCUCUCUUUGAUAAGAUUAGACAACAUUCGAUUUAUUGGAGAUGAGGAGGAGGAGGAGGGCGGCGCUAGAAGACGAAAAUUCUUUCCUGCCCUUGAAGAACUCUGGGUAAUAGAUAUGGGGAAUUUGGUAGAGUGGAAGGAUGCAGACCAAGUGCGGUCAACAGUAGGUGAAGCAGAAGCAGAUGAAACGCCUUCUCUCGAGAAAUUCAUCUUAUUCAAAUGUCCCAAAUUGAUCCCUCAUGGUUUCAAAGGAUUUGCUUUUGCCACCAGCUUAAGAGAAUUGAGCAUCAACAGUCCCUUCUCCUCAGAUGACUCCUCAGUCGAUGAUUUUGAUUGGUCUGGUUUAAGAUCAGCAUCAACACUCCGUAAACUUCGAUUAGAAGGGUUACCUCACACGGAGUCCCUGCCACACCAGCUUCAAUACUUGACUACCCUCACUUCACUAAGUCUGGCCGACUUUGGAGGAAUAAGAGUGCUACCGGAUUGGAUUGAAACCUUGUGUCCCUGA